CCGGCGUAUUAGUCAGUGCAAAAUAUUUUAACAAACUAACAACAAUGUAUCGUAUAGUACUUUCAUACAUUGCACACAUUUGUUUAUUCAAAGCAGUAUUAUCCAAAGAUCUUGACAACAUAAUCAUUGUUUUUUCUUCCGGCGCUAUUACAGCGACUCAAGUACCGAAUGAAUUAAGAAUUUAUUACCAUCACCCUGAUUUUGUUAAAGGGGAUACUUUGAGAGUUUAUGAUGUCGAGCCUAAGUCUUGGCGACAGGCAAAACCGAGAUUCGUGAAAAAAAUAAAAAGAGUUAGUGCCUUUGUGAGAACUGGUCUGCGAGCACCACCGCCCUUUGGAAUGGAUAAAUAUUACGCAAUGAUCAUCCGGAAUGAUACCUCUCUAAAGCGUUACAGCGAUCCGGGACGAUUCCAUUGGAUGGAAGAUCGUAAAGCUUUGAUACAAAAUUUGAGUCUGCCUAAUCUUUUCAUCCCCGGUACCCAUGAUUCUGGGUCGUACCAGCGACCUGGUAAAGAUGGAAUUAUCAAGAAUCUUACUGCAAAUUGGGCCAUUUGCCAGGACGCAUCAAUUUUCGAGCAAUUGGAAUCAGGCGUCCGAUUCCUUGACAUAAGGCCCGCGUGCCGGAAGGUGAGAGGUUCCUGUAAAACAUAUUAUGUUAACCAUGGACCUGUACAAAUGGUCCCCAUGAGUCAAGUUAUUCAUGAUGUUGACCUGUUCUUGAACAUAACUAAAGAAAUAGUGAUCCUUUCCGUGAAGCAAUUUCCAAGUGGUUUUGACAAUGAGAAGGAUCACAGGCGCUUCAUGAAAUAUUUAAAGGACGAAUUGAGUCGUCAUAUUUUCAAACACUCAAGUGCUGAAACGGGCUGGAAAACUCCGUUGAGUAAUUACUGGUCGGAGAAUAAGAGAUUAAUCAUAUCGUACACUGAUAAGAACUAUCUGGAUUCGGAAACUUUCUGGCCCGGGAUAGAACAACGAUGGUGCAACUGUCGUGAUUUUUCAACUCUCCAUGACUUCCUUGAGUCUCCAGCUAAGUGGAACUCGACUGUAGUCCCCGUAGCAGACAUGGCUGAAUUAACUCAUAAUGUAGGAAGCGUUGUGACGGAUCUCACACCGUUGACAGACAAUAGUAUACGUGCCUGGGCAGAUGAAGCUGGGGAGUUCAUUCCGGAAUGGUAUCACGAGGAAUUUAAUGCAUCUGCUAAUAUUGUUGCAGUUGAUUUUCUUCAUGCCAGUGGAAUCGUGGAUCUUGCUAUAUGGUGGAAUGAAAAAAGGGCCCUACGGUCUGGCCGUUAAGGGAAAAAUGGAGUAGACAUUGAGUUAUAUUUGAUGCUUCCACGAAAUUCUGAAUUUUUAUUUCCAAGAUGUUAUGAAAUUUCAGUACAAUUUUGCAGCAGAGUAGAGUGAAAUAUGUCCUGUGACCGUCGUCACCCCCUGAAGCAGUGGAAUAAAUAUAUUCAGUCGAACGAAAUAUAAAAUCUCACGAGACUGUUGAUGAAAACUUUCUGUUGUCCACAAGUAAAUUACUUUAACACAAUAAAAGACGUCUGCAGACGUCUUCUUCUAAUGA
Molecule: messenger RNA, 1566 nt
Organism: Diachasmimorpha longicaudata
Lineage: Eukaryota; Metazoa; Arthropoda; Insecta; Hymenoptera; Braconidae
Product: PI-PLC X domain-containing protein 2-like
Exons: 6
Coding region: 45-1292 (415 amino acids)
Biological process (GO): lipid metabolic process
Molecular function (GO): phosphoric diester hydrolase activity
Source: RefSeq, a predicted model, not a curated record